This is a messenger RNA of Nothobranchius furzeri (turquoise killifish), 2858 nucleotides long. It is a transcript of the gene gdpd3a, whose product is annotated as glycerophosphodiester phosphodiesterase domain containing 3a. Lineage: Eukaryota; Metazoa; Chordata; Actinopteri; Cyprinodontiformes; Nothobranchiidae. Gene Ontology annotation, biological process: glycerophospholipid catabolic process. The record is from RefSeq and is a predicted model, not a curated record. Gene Ontology annotation, cellular component: endoplasmic reticulum membrane. Gene Ontology annotation, molecular function: phosphoric diester hydrolase activity; phosphatidylcholine lysophospholipase A1 activity.
AGUGGUUUUACAUGAGUUAGUAGUUCAGUCUUAAUGAAUAGAUUUUCUGGUUGGUGUUUCAUGCUUUGGGCUUUAAAGCUGCCCAGGGGCCAGCAGCAGCUCUAGAGUGACUAUGCGUGGUCCCUGACAGCAUUUCUAGAAUGGUAGAUCUAUCUUUCCUGCCCGCCAUUGUUUUACAUCAACAUUUUUGUUCUUUCUGUUUUUUAUUUAUUCAUUUAAAUCACAUUUUGUAGCCCCUGACAGCAUUAUACUUGACCAUUUUGGACCUCGUCUUGAAAAAAUUGGUUCACAUCUGCUUGAAUGGGUUAAAUUCUGCCUAAGAAAGAACGUAAGACUAAAAGCUAUUGAAAAAAAUUGUGUUUUUAUUAUUUAUGAUGUCUGAAAAUGUCCACUAUGUUUGAAGUCACUAAGUAAAACCUCCAUCAGAAGGAAACCUGAGAGAAAGCAGACCACAUUUCAACCCUCUCAGGCCCAAAAUAAGUUGUGAUAAAAGGACGAACAACUAAGUCCUUCAGGGGUACUUCUGAGUUUAAAAAAUGCUCAUGAAAUACGUGUGUGGAGUAACCAGGUAGGUAGGUUUUAACUGUUGCAAAUCUGCAACGCCUGCCUCCAGAGGGUUCAGACCCAACCUGCUCUUCCUGCUGUUCUCAUGUUUGUAGCAUGCCUGAGCACAGCUGAUGCCCUUUCUCUGACAUUCCUGUAAUUAAACGCCUCUUUCAGACUCAAAUACAUAUCUGAACACAGACUUCAGCUAAUCAGAAAUGUGCACCUGAGUCUGUUCUGGACAGCUUGAUCACGCUGUGGUAAAUGGAUGUGUUCUCUGUUCUGCUGCAGCCUUUCUGGUCCCCUCUGGUGAUUGCACCAUUGUUACAUUUAGCAAUGAAGCUAAACAAUACACUUCACUCUGCUGACUUUGUAGUUCAUGUGCAUCAUGCAGUUGUAGGUGUAGGUGCGACAUUCAGGUGCAGAUUUAGGAUCAUGCCCUUUCUCUCUCUCUGUGCAUGGUGAUUUUUCCAUUUCUGAAAAGAUGACACGUUUUCUCAUAUUCUGAAGAGUAAAACUGAAGGUUUCCACCAGGAUUUACAUCUGUGAUCAUAACUGGAACGCUUCAGGCAAAAGUGACAACUGUCAUUAAAGCGCACGCACGCACGCAGCGGCCUUUGUUCCCAGCGGAGCAGCCGCGGGUUAAAGAGGAAGAAGUGUUGUUGCCUGUUGACAGUAGGAGAGGAGUGAUGUGAGGUUAUCAGCUGGUUUUCCAUUAACUCUUAAUUUACAGUGAACCGGACUUCAGAUGUCGUUCUACCUGGAAGAAUCUGGAGGAGUCCAACCCUGAAAUAUGUGAAGGAAGGUUGGACUCAUUUCUUUUGUUUUGCCGGUUUGUUCAGUUUCUUAUUACGCAACAGACAGCGCUGAUGCAGAGCAAUUUCAUCCGACUCACUCAGAUGUGGUCGUUGCUCCAAGAAAGCAACAGCUGAGUGACUUCCCGCCUGUUCUGCUGGAUCUAAGUUUUUCCUCCCUCAGCCACCCUCUGUGAGAUCUUCCUGGGAAGCAUGGGUGCUUUUCUUUACGUUUUCCUCCCGGUGUUGGGAGUGUACACCUGCAUCUCGCAGUACCUGCUGAGGAACCCGCAAGUUCUGCACAAGAAGAAACGUACAGCUUUCUGGGCAAAACACAUUUCACACAGAGGAGGAUCUGGAGAGCGGAUAGAAAGCACCAUGGAGGCAUUCACACAUGCUGUGGAAAUGGGCACAGACAUGCUGGAGAUGGACUGUCACCUGACCAAAGAUGGGCACGUGGUGGUUUCUCAUGACGAGAAUCUGCUGAGACAGACGGGCUGUGACGUCACCAUCUCCUCGCUCAAACUGGAGGAUCUGCCUCUUUAUAAGGAGCAGCUGGAGGUGGCAUUUUAUGCAGGUCGUUUCAGCAGUGGUUCAGACAGGAAGAUCGCCCAACUCGAGGAUGUGUUCAAGACAUUUCCUGAUACACCCGUGAGCAUUGAGAUCAAAGAAAACAACCUGCAGCUGAUACAGAAGGUGUCAGACUUGGUAAAACGCUACAACAGGGAGGCCAUCACUCUGUGGGCCUCUGAGAAGUCACUCAUCCUGGAGAAAUGCUACAAAAUCAACAGCUCCAUGCCCUACAGUUUCUCCAUGAAUAGAGGCAUUUCUCUUCUUCUUCUUUUCUACUCUGGCCUGCUGCCUUUUGUGCCGCUGGGAGAGAAUGUGCUGCAGUUUUACUUGAUACCGAUCAUCAACAGGACGUACAUUCCCAGUGAGGGCCUCCUGCGGAACCGUCUGGUUGUGUCUUUGAUAGAAAAAGUAACUAUGAGGAAAAGUCUUUUUAAACAUCUUGCAGCCCGCGGAAUACAGGUGCAUUUAUUUGUCUGCAAUGAAAAUGAAGACAUUAAAGCAGCGUUGAAACUGGGAGCCACAGGAGUGAUGACUGAUUACCCAACUCUUCUUUCAACUUACCUCUGCAAAAACAGAAGUCAGGACUGAUCUCUGAAUCAUUAUCGGCUCAGAAAAAGGCAGAGUUGUUAUGAGAAAAGCGUCAAACACCAAAGACUGCAUGAAGGGAUUAUCAGACAAAGAGUGUCUUCAGCCUCCAAAUAGAUUAGUUAAAGGCUGCAUCAGAGAGAACACGCUCCUUAAUCAUGAGGUGUGCUUGAUCACUGUUGUCCUAACGACUUAUUGACAGUGAAAUCUACAGUUUGAUCACGAAUGGCUUCAAUCAGGUCAGUAUUUAAAGGAACCAUGAAUGAUUAUUGUCUGCAGCUGAAGGAGUUAAUAUUUAACCAGCUGAAUCGGGUCACUUGACAAUCAGUGAUAAGAGAUUAAAUAAACAUGACUUUGUUUUGA